Dipodomys ordii (Ord's kangaroo rat) is the source of this 3751-nucleotide messenger RNA. RefSeq names its product KN motif and ankyrin repeat domains 4 (gene Kank4). Lineage: Eukaryota; Metazoa; Chordata; Mammalia; Rodentia; Heteromyidae. The coding region runs from base 23 to 3073 and encodes 1016 amino acids. Gene Ontology annotation, molecular function: protein binding. Gene Ontology annotation, cellular component: cytoplasm; cytoskeleton. The record is from RefSeq and is a predicted model, not a curated record. The transcript is spliced from 9 exons. Gene Ontology annotation, biological process: negative regulation of actin filament polymerization.
AAUAUUUUUCCAGACUUUGUGGAUGAAGACUGCCUGUAAAACUGAAGUUGUGUUCCUAAAGAUGGAGAAGACAGAUGCCAAAGACCAGACCUCUCAGGGGGUUGAAGAGAAAGACCCUCCAAAGAGUCACCCUUAUUCUGUGGAGACACCAUACGGCUUUCACUUAGACCUCGACUUCCUCAAAUAUGUGGAUGACAUUGAAAAGGGAAAUACCCUCAAAAGAAUUCCUAUCCACAGGAGAGCCAAACAGGCCAAGUUCAGCACCUUACCCCGAAACUUCAGUCUUCUGGACAGUGGGGCUCGUCCUCAUGUUCUUCUUCCUCAGCAAAACUGGUCUCCAGUGGUGCCGAGCAAGGUGUCCCUGGGGACCCCGGAGCAUAGCCAGGCCCUGCGGCUGGGUGAUCCUCUCCAGGGCCCAGCCAGUGGGAACGAGCUCAGCUACCACAGGAAGGCCCUGUUGGCAGAGGCCUCCAGACAGUUGGAGGCUCCUGGUCCAGAGGAUGCUGAUCUGGCCCCUGGGACCAGUCGGCCUCAGCUUUUGAGAGCAUCCAGCAUGCCCGCCACACUGCUGCAAAACAGGGCCUCAGAGGAGGCAAGCGUGGGCCCGGGGCUCCCUGUGUCUCCAGCCCUGCCUCCACUUCUGGGAGAAGACAGUGUCUGCCAUGGUGCCUUUGGCCCUGCGGAAGGAUUUGCAGGUUUUCAUAGCUCCAGCCCUCAAGCAUCAGCCCAGCUGACUAGCAGGGAGCUGGAAGAUGGAGUGCUGGUCCAGAAGGGGACUGAGUCUGCAGAGGGUGAAGUGGAGACCCCAAAACACCUGUGCCUCCCAGGCCCUCCUUCCUCAUUCCAGAAGAUUGUUCCAGAUGAUGGGGAAGGAGAAUACAGAAGCAGAACAGAGGUGGUGUUUACACCUGACUCCUCCACGCCCAGCCCUCCACCUCUGCCAUCACCCAUCCCCGAGAAUGAGCUCCCGCUGGAGGAGAUCGAGCUCAGCAUUAGCGAGAUCCCACCCCCGCCCCCUGUGGAGGUAGAUGUGAGAAGCAUUGGCGUCCGGGUCACUGAGGAAAGCCUAGGCCUGGUGGGGCUCGAUCCCAGUGCCAUCUCCAGUCUAAAGCAGCAGAUCUCCGCCCUCGAGGGUGAGUUAUCCGGAAGCACAGAGGAGCUGGCCCAGGUCAGAGCUGCCCUCCAGCAGCACAAAGAGGAAAUCAAGGCCAGAGAGCAGAGAAUUCAAGAGCUAGAGUCCUCCCUAGCCCAGUUAGAAGAAAAGCUUAGCCAAGAGAAUGCCAGGGCUGCUCAGGUUCAGAUUGAUGCCAUGGUUAACACAGAUCCUAUCCUUGGCCUCAUCCCCUGGGAGUCAUGUGACAAGAGCAUCGGGGUCAACCUGAGCAUCGCAGACUCUGAAAGCUGGGGACCCAGGGCACAGGACUAUGGCCUCUUACGGGGGCAGAACAGCCCCACAGCAGGGGGGCAGAGUCCUGAAGAACGUGUGCCACCCCAUCUGUCACUGCCCAAGGGACCAGAGAAGGGCCUCGCCUCUUCUUUUUGUAGCUGCCUGUCCACUGAGCUCAGAAUCGAAGAAGAUGUCUCUGAGCCAGAUAGAUCCCUACAGGCAGCGGUGGAAGGCCCGGCCAGGGCAGUAGACGGCUCUUCAUGGAGUAGCCACAGAGAGGCCACCCCAGCAGCAAUGCAGGAGGCCAGUGCAGAGCUCCCUGGAAAAGAGCACCCAGAACGACCAGCAAGCUCCCCGACAGAUGUCACGAUCGGCCAGUACGUGAAGAAGAUCCAGGAGCUCCUGCAGGAGCAGUGGAACUGCCUGGAGCACGGGUACCCAGAGCUGGCCAGCGCCAUCAAGCAGCCUGCCUCCAAGCUCAGCAGCAUCCAGAGCCAGCUGCUCAGCUCCCUCAACCUGCUGCUGUCUGCCUACUCUGCCCAGGAACCUGCUCAGAAGGAUCCCUCAGCUCCUUCCUCCUCGCCAAUAGAGAUCUCCCCGUCGACCAGCCUUAAAUCCAUAAUGAAAAAGAAAGACUAUGGCUUCCGUGCAGGAGGUAAUGGAACCAAAAAGAACCUUCAGUUUGUUGGGGUUAACGGUGGCUAUGAGACCACCUCCAGCGAGGACACCAGCGGUGAAGACAGCUCCCCUGAAGACUUGUCUGAGAGUGAGGUAGAAAAGAAAUGCGAUGGUCCAGAACCCAGGCAGGGCAGGGAUGCCCACCCCAGCUGUGAGCCUGGGCAGGCUGUCUCCCAGGGCAUCCUCAGCACACCCCAGGAAGAUGGGCCUGGAGAAGAAGUCUCCCAUCCCAAGACUGAGAGAUGUAAGCCCUCAGAAGAGUUUCUUAAUGCAUGUCGAACAUUGAGCCAACAUCUGCCAGAAACUGGGACCACCCCCAACCAGCUCUUGAGGCAAAGCUUGAACACCAUGAGUCAGGAGUGGUUCCGUGUGUCCAGCCGGAAGUCAUCUAGCCCUGCUGUGGUGGCUGCCUACCUCCUUGGGAUCCAGCCUCACUCCCCACAUCUCCUGAAACUGCUGGUCAACUUGGCUGAUCGCAACGGGAACACGGCCCUUCAUUACAGCGUGUCGCACUCCAACUUCGCUAUAGUGAAGCUGCUGCUGGACACAGGUGUCUGCAAUGUGGACCAUCAGAACAAAGCUGGCUAUACUGCAGUGAUGAUCACUCCCUUGGCUUCUGCAGAGACGGAUGAAGACAUGGCUGUUGUCUGGAAGCUCUUAAGAGAAGGAAAUGUGAAUAUCCAAGCUACUCAGGGAGGCCAGACUGCUCUGAUGUUGGGAGUCAGCCAUGACCGGGAGGAUAUGGUCCAAGCACUCCUGAGCUGUCAGGCAGAUGUCAACCUGCAGGACCACGAUGGAUCCUCAGCCCUCAUGGUGGCCUGUCACCACGGUAAUGCCGACCUGGUCAGACUGCUUCUAGCACACCCAGCCUGCAACAGCAGCCUGACUGACAAGGCUGGCCACACAGCUUUGUCCAUCACUAUGAAAUCACCCACCUCAUCCGCCCAUGUGGAGAUUGCUGAGCUUCUGCAGGCCCACUCGGAACGGGGCAGGUCCCUGGGGCUGUAGGAGCUACAGAAGAACUGGCACCCAGAAACAAAAGUCUCCUUUUCUGGACUCUCCUUCAGCCUUGGAGAGGGCAGGGGUCAUAACCACAGGGCAGCCCCUCACCAGAAGAAACUAUGUCAAAUAUGCACAUACAUUCCUGUCAUGUAAUUCUGCUCCUUAGGAUGCUUGUAGUUGUUGCCUUAGGCCUUGUUCCCAAACCACAUGGGUUCCAGGAAAGGGUCCAAGGUAGGAGAGAGAGCACUGGGUCACUGGUGCCUUCCAAACUCCUAAACAUCCUCAGCCUGGAAUUCUUCGUGACGCUUACCCCUGCAGCGCUGUGGAGCCAGCCGGCAGAAAGGAGCACACGCAUCUGCGCACAGUAGAUAAGCAAUACUUUUUACACGAAGUUUUAAGGUGCGCUGUCUUUUUAUUUUUAAUCGAGAGUAUACACAUAGGUCCCAUUGAAUAUGCACGUCUGGAGAGGAUUCGGGGAGGACUUACGUUGCCACCCUGGCAAUCAUUGUCAAGAAAUCUCUAGGGAAAUAAAACACCACAAAGACAGGUGAAAUGACCAAGUCCUUCUUGGGGAGUUGGUUUAGAUGGAGUUGACACAAACAUCUUCAAUCCAGACACGGUAGAAAGAAGGUAUUGAAGUCAAUGCCAGACAUAAUCUUGAACACUUCUGAGCCAUCCAUUGGC